AUGGAACAACUAAAAUCGCUCGAACCAAAUCCUCAAAAUCUCUUGACCCUGCCACCUGAGAUUCAAGCCAAAAUCUUUUCACACCUUGCUGCCUCCUUCGGCAGGUCCAGUAUUCAACCGGUCCUGAGAACCUGCAAGACGCUCUAUGAGGUGGCACUUCCUAUUUCCGUGAGCUUGUUUCGAAACACAGUGCAGAAUUCCGAAGGCCAGGGACCGUGUUCUCGGAUUCGCAACGCGCAGUUUUUACGCUACAUUCUUGUUUCCAAGCCUUGGCUAGCCAAGCAUGUCAACACCGUCAUUUUUGGUCGGAUUUCAAAUGGGAAUGACGAGGAAAGAAGAGCGUAUACGACAGACGGGAAACCGGACCCAAGUAUGGCUACCGAUGAAGAGCUGGUUGUCUAUAGUCAGCAUAUUGAGCUGAUCUUAGGGCAGUUACCAUCUGAUUAUACCAAGGGAUGGUAUAAUCACUGGGUAAUAGACCUUAAGAGGGGCACCUCCGAUGCCCAGAUAAGCUUGAUUUUGCUGGCUUGCCCGAAUAUCCGAACAAUCCUGUUUGAAAUGUCUCAACACAAAAGUCAUUUUCCCCGUCUGCUAAACCUAGUACGGAACCUGGUUGAAAUAAAUAUCUCCAUCCAUACGCCUGGGUCUGAAUGGGGCGACGGCAAUCAUCCGGAUAUGGUUAUCCCGCUCUCAAAUGUCCAAGACGUUUUUCAUGAAACCGUUGAUUACAGUAACGGCUACUCAGAGUUUGAGAUGGAUGGUCCAGACCUCUUUGCGCUUCCCCGCCUUCGGUUCUACGAAUGCAUUCUAGCUCGCGGGAAUGACACUGCGGCGAGGAGAUUUGGAGAUCUGCUGCCUAGGAGCUCUUCGGUUGAAGAAAUUACUCUACACUGCUCUGCCUCCACGCCAGGUGCGCUCAAGAAAAUGAUGCUUUCCUGUAAAGCACUCAAGAAAUUUGAAUUUACACAUCAUGGCUAUUUUAUGUCUGGCCUGAUGAUGCCCCGAGAUAUUUUGGAUGCCAUCUUACCACACGCUGAGACACUUGAGGAUCUCUACAUUAAUAUGGAAGAGGAUUGGGAUAAAGGGUGGAAUUGGCAUGAUUGCCCUGGGAGAUUAUAUAUGGGAACAGAACUUCGCGAAAUGCGUGUACUAAAGAAGCUUACAGUGGGCAUGCAAGCCCUAACAGGUAUGCUUGGUGCAAAGCCCGAGAAUCAUACCUCAGUGGCUCACCAAAUGCCACUACAGGUUGAGGGAGCUCCCCAGCUUGUUGAUUGCCUUCCUGAGAAUCUAGAGUAUCUCAAAGUCCGCGCAUGCGGUCUAGGAAUAGUGAAUCAGGUGGCAGAUCUAAUCAGUGCUGUCGAAAAGGGCAGCCGCUUCAAAAAGCUAACAUACAUAGGCUUGCUAUUUAAUGGAUGGGCCACAGAAAAAGGGGUUGACAAGAGUCAGGUCCGUUUGAUCUGCAACGCACCUGGUUUGCACUUGGAUGUUGGAUUCCAAGACAAUGUACAAGCAAUUUACGAUCUGGGACGAGAUAUUGGAGAGGGAGAGGGGGGACAACCCCGUACCUGUAACUUGACCUCUCGGAUACACGCCCAGGAUUCUCGCCAGCAUUACUUCGAAACGCGAGGGAGCUCCGAGAUUCCAUGGUACCUGAAGAAUACCGACUCAUUUCAGGGAUAA
Molecule: messenger RNA, 1680 nt
Organism: Clonostachys solani
Lineage: Eukaryota; Fungi; Ascomycota; Sordariomycetes; Hypocreales; Bionectriaceae
Source: the annotation of a GenBank genome assembly